Molecule: messenger RNA, 1030 nt
Organism: Solenopsis invicta (red fire ant)
Lineage: Eukaryota; Metazoa; Arthropoda; Insecta; Hymenoptera; Formicidae
Exons: 2
Coding region: 433-840 (135 amino acids)
Source: RefSeq, a predicted model, not a curated record
ACGAAGCAUUACAUGAACAAUAAAAAAAGGAUUUUAAAAAACUCUUUAAAAUGUAUUUGAAAAUCUAUCCUUAUCCAUUGUUUCCUAUUUUCUUAGUAAAUAAUAUGCGAGAUAGUAGAGGCGCGCGUUAUUUAGGCGCCUACAUUAAGGAGGCGCGCGAAAGAAACAAGCGUGGCGAGGUGGGGGAGACUAAACGCGCAAGCACACGCUUCACCAUGUACGAGAAAAUUGAGCGAGCGAGCACUAUAGAAGAGUUUCUUUCUUUGAAAGUUUACAUUAGUAAUCGGGGAUACUUCAGUUGUUUAUAUGACGUAGAUUUUUGAAGAGGAGGAACUGCAUAGACCUCUGCUUGCAGUCAGAGAGUCAGUCAGUCAGUCGUGAGACAGUCUUCUUGUGAAAAAGACUAAAAACAGUAUUCAGUUUUUCGAAAAAAUGGAAAGAUUAUUUCACGUAAUUCGAGUUACGUAUCCGGCGGAUGCGAGAUUGAUGGUACAUAAUGAGGAGCAACUCGUUGUGCCGAUAAGGCACUUAUUAGAAUUAAGGAUUACCAGCCCCCGCCCCGUAAGUUUUAUUAUUUAUAUCAAUUUUAAAUUACUAUUUUAUGUGUACAAUUGUAAUAUUAAAUGUUUUUUCCUGUUUUUGUUUCAGAACAUCUCUCGAGACCAAAUUGAGAUAGCAGGAUUUAUCAAUAUAUCCGAUGCGAAAUAUAGGCGCUGGUACCGUCAGUGGGACCAGUGGUAUAAUGAAAGAGAGUGGGUCUGCAACGAGUGGGACCUGGAGGAUCAAUGGGACCUUCAAAUAUUAUUCGGAGAGCGGGUCUACCAGGAGGAGAUCUGGUGAAAAAAAUUAUUAUAGAAUUUUUUAAUACAAAAAUUUUUUUUCUGUUUUUGUGUAAAAUUUUUCAAAAUACAUAUAUGAAUUUUAAUUUAUGUACCAAUUUUUUUCUCCUAUCACUUAUUCACCUUUCCUUCAAUCCCCUCAUUAAAAAAAUUAUCGUGAAAACAGCGAUAGAGGUAGGGCGGUAGCGGGU